Molecule: messenger RNA, 765 nt
Organism: Talaromyces marneffei
Lineage: Eukaryota; Fungi; Ascomycota; Eurotiomycetes; Eurotiales; Trichocomaceae
Exons: 3
Coding region: 1-765 (254 amino acids)
Biological process (GO): carbohydrate catabolic process
Cellular component (GO): extracellular region
Molecular function (GO): cutinase activity
Source: RefSeq, a predicted model, not a curated record
AUGCGUCCAUCCUCCUACCUCAGCCUCCUCCUCCUCUCCCUCUCCUCGUCGCUAGCCCUAACCCACGCUAUCCCCUUACCACUCGAACAACGCAACACCGUCCUUAACGAAUUCCUAACCGCUCUUUUGAACCACCUGCCAAACAUCAAUGUAGCCAUCAACGAUGCAACAAGUAUCAUCACCAACUUGGACAACCUCCUGGCCAAACUAAUCGGCGCAACUACCACCCAGAACCAAUUCAGGUCAGGAGGGCCAUGUGCAGAGUAUACUCUGAUCUGGGCGCGCGGAACCUCUGAGCCCGGUAAUAUGGGCGUAUUGGUUGGACCGCCGUUGGUGUGGGCGUUGCAGGAUGUCGUAGGAACGAGUGGGUUGACGAUUCAGGGGGUUAAUCAUUAUUCGGCUUCAGUGGCUGGGUAUCUAGAGGGCGGAGAUCCGAGUGGUAGCUCGAACAUGGCUUCGUUAAUCUCAGAGGCAUACUCCUCCUGCCCAAACACAAAACUCAUUGCUGCCGGAUACUCGCAGGGCUGCCAAGUGACGCACAACGCCAUAUCGCAAUUGGACGCUACGACCGCGGCAUGGAUUGAUAAGGUCUUGCUCUUCGGAGAUCCAGACAACGGCCAAGCAAUCCCCAACGUAGACUCGGCGAAUGUGUACACUGCCUGCCAUAACGGUGACAACAUCUGUGACAACGGAGAUUUGAUUCUUGUGCCGCAUCUGACUUAUGCUGAGAAUGUGGUUGCUGCUGCUGCUUUUGCUACUGCUUAA